Ogataea philodendri is the source of this 363-nucleotide messenger RNA. RefSeq lists its product as uncharacterized. Bases 1 to 363 code for a protein of 120 amino acids. The record is from RefSeq and is a predicted model, not a curated record. The transcript has 2 exons. NCBI's taxonomy places the organism in Eukaryota, Fungi, Ascomycota, Pichiomycetes, Pichiales, Pichiaceae.
AUGAUCUCGAAGCAGAUUUCUUCUCCUGUUGUAGUGGUUGUUGUAGGGAGGGCAACCGAGAGAAACCGUUCAAACAGCUUGUCGGUCAGGGUGGAAGUAUGGUCUUUCGACGAGGAGAACAUAUCGUCAAAGAUUGAAUUGGAUGCCUUGCCCUUGGGAGGCGAUUUCUGGGACUCUGUCAAAGACGACCAUAGGGUGCUACUUGCAACAAGCUUGCGGUCCUCGGGGCUGACUUUAGAUCCCUCCGACGCUGUGUCGUCCGCAUUGGUGCUCGUGGUCGCCUGUGACAGCGUGUCCCACGAGGACCAUAAGUUAUUCACGACAGACUCCAUGAAAACAGUGUCUGGUCUGUUUACUUGCUAG